AUGCCCUCGUACGGCUCCACCGGCUCGCCCUCUCUGAAAAUGGAAUCAGGCUACGGCAACGGCUACAACAGCCAGCGUGCCUCCUCGUUCAGUGUUGGCCGCAUCAUCGGCGAUCCCUUCGCGCUAGCGACCAUCUCCAUCGGUAUUCUCGCCUGGGUCAUCGCCUUUGUCGCCAGCAUAAUAUCCGCCCUUCGCGGCGGCUUCCCCAACUUCGCGUGGUGGACGCUGGUGUUCAUGUUCUUCUGCAUCGUCGGCGUCACCGUCACCGUCGCCUCGGAUGCGGAGAGGACCUACCAUGUUGCAAUCGUGGGCUUCCUUGCCGCUGGGCUCGUCUUCACCACUUCCUCGGUCAACUCGCUGGUCUACUCGCCAGUCGCUCCCUUCGAGGCGGCAGCUGCCGGCUACAUCCUGCUCUCCAUGAUCGCAAUUGUGUGGAUCUUCUACUACGGCUCCCAGCCAGCCGCGCGCCACCGCACCUUCGUCGACUCGUAUGCCCUGCACAAGGAGCAGCCCGGCUCGCGCUCUUCCCGCCCAAUCUCCAACGGCUACACCAACCGCCCGCAGACCCAGAUCUCCAACAGCCAACAACCGCAAAUGUACACCUCCGCCCAACUCAACGGCUUCGAAACCUCCUCGCCCGUCUCUGGAUAUCCCGGCGGCCCAGCAGGCGCCCAAGGCCGCAACAGCUCCGCCCCGCAAUUCGGCGGCAUCAACCCCCAAACACCCACACAAGAGCCCGCAGAGCAAAGCAUCGAGUAUCCGUACCGUGCAAAGGCCAUCUACAGCUACGAGGCGAACCCAGACGACGCCAACGAGAUCAGCUUCCAGAAGCACGACAUCCUGGAGGUCUCAGAUGUCAGCGGGCGGUGGUGGCAGGCGAAGAAACCCAACGGCGAGACGGGUAUUGCGCCGAGCAACUACCUCAUCCUGCUGUAA
Molecule: messenger RNA, 936 nt
Organism: Macroventuria anomochaeta
Lineage: Eukaryota; Fungi; Ascomycota; Dothideomycetes; Pleosporales; Didymellaceae
Product: high osmolarity signaling protein SHO1
Exons: 4
Coding region: 1-936 (311 amino acids)
Molecular function (GO): protein binding
Source: RefSeq, a predicted model, not a curated record